This is a messenger RNA of Thalassophryne amazonica, 2047 nucleotides long. It is a transcript of the gene taf1a, whose product is annotated as TATA box binding protein (TBP)-associated factor, RNA polymerase I, A. The record is from RefSeq and is a predicted model, not a curated record. Lineage: Eukaryota; Metazoa; Chordata; Actinopteri; Batrachoidiformes; Batrachoididae. Bases 165 to 1430 code for a protein of 421 amino acids. Gene Ontology annotation, cellular component: RNA polymerase I transcription regulator complex. The transcript is spliced from 10 exons. Gene Ontology annotation, biological process: transcription by RNA polymerase I.
GGGUUUUGUCCUCUUGUGGUAACUUAUUCCAGGAUGCAGAAUUCUACUUCUAAAAUGAUGAAUUUUCCACAGUCCUGCCACCUGUUGUGAAACCUGGUAAAGCGUUAAAUUGCUGGCUGGUCACUUUGUUUGCAGAUGAUGUGGGAGGAGUACAGCUGUUGAUUAUGGAUGACUUGGAACAGGAGUUACACAGAAGCGAUUCGUCUGACGAUGAAUCUCCAACAAGAGAAAAAGAACCAAAGCUUCCUUUAGUGAAAUCCAUAUUUGUAGAGACAUCCAAGGAAAAUGGGUUACAUAAAUCUACAAAAAUUUGUUCAGAGAAGAUCAGAGAAGCCAUGCUGCACCACCGAUGGCAAGAAGCUGCAGAAUAUAUGGCAUGCUACAUGCAGAUAUUACAAGACCCAUCGAAAGACAAAGUGCCAAGAAUUAGAGAGUAUGUUUGGAGAAUUGCGACUGAGAUCCUUCACCAUCACCCCAAUUCAAAGAUGGAAGACUACAACACCAUCUAUGAACAAAUGAAAAAUUUUGGAGUUCGUAACUACCUGAUGAUUUCUCUAGAACAUUCUUUCUACCUGUUGCUGAAUGGCCAGAUUGAGGACGCGAAGCGUCAGUUAUCUGUAGCGGAAAGUUGGCGGUACGGGAAGGAGUCGGCGGCACAGUACAACACGGCUAAACUGAUCCAGGCCUACAGGGGCUUGCUGGAUUAUAUCUUGUGGUGUAACAGAAAGCACUCUGACACAGAUAAUUCUGAUGCUUCCAGCAUCCAGGACAUCAGCAGCUACUUCAGACAGGCUUCUGUGAAUCUAAAACAGAUUUUGAAGCAGCCUGGCAUCUGGGAUACUUUCAUUCUGAGCUAUGUUGAUAUGCUGGAAUUCUAUGAGGAUCACGAGGAGGCGCUGAAAGUCCUGAAGGACUAUGCAUAUGACAACACUUUCCCUCCCAAUCCCAACGCGCACGUCUAUCUAUACCAGUACUUAAAGAGGCACGACACUCCGGAAAAGAAACUGAUUAAUGUGUUAAAGGGCCUCCAGGUACUCGUUCCAAGUCACGAGUUGAUGUUGGAGUACAGCUCUCUUCUACUGCUUUCAGGACAAAGCGCUGAUCUUCAGAGUGCCUUAGACGUCAUCUUAGGAAUGCUGGACUUCCGCUGCUGGAGUUGCAGCUUGGACGUAUGGAAGUGUUUACAGUCCAUAAUUCAGAAAUUACAGUGUCAAAACGAUUGGAAGGAGACGGUCUCUUUGAAGAUGGCCUCAAGAGCAGACUGGUGGCCUGCUCUGCACUUCACCAGCUUCCACGCCCAGAAGGACUUUGAAGAGAACCCAGAGUUAAUGGAGGUGAAGAUGUUGCUGGUGACGAUCCUCUCCCCAGACAAAAUGCUUAAUUACACCAAAGUCUGCAGUAGAGAACACAAGAGAAGGAGAAGAACUUAAAAAAAACUGUGGCUUCAGACAAAAUUCUUGAUGUGAAACCAGAGACUGGCAUCUUCGAAAGACCUCUUUAAACACGGCACCAGUUUUCUUUCUUUCAUUUUUUUUUAAUUUUUUUUUUACAUUGUUCCUUUGUGCAAAACUGGACCUUGAACAUUACAUAAUCAAGGUAUGAGCUUUAUUGCCCACAGUGUGGCGCUGCUGUUCUGCAUUUUGCAUAGAGCUGAGUUUGUGUACUGUCUCUUCAAUGUUCAGGUUGAUGAUUUUCUGCAAACAUUUUAAUGAAAGCAGAGUUUCUUUGUGCCCUCGGCUGCUGAAGUUCCACUGCUGCACAGAGGGAGUUUGAGGUCGCCGCUGAGCGCGCAACGCACACAGCCUGAGGAUUUUUCUCUAUGUCGUCUCUUUCAGUUAGUAAGACAGACCAGUCAGUGUAACGUUGGAGUAAGAAAUUAAAAUAUGCAUUAAAUCAGAGUUUAAAUAUGAAGUCUUAUUUUACUUGUACAUUGAAUGCAUCACUGUUACAUUCAGUGUGUCUGCUGGUGCAACUUAACUCAUUUUUUUCUGCUACGUGCAAUAUUUCCGUUGCCCUUUGAGGAGAUGUUGACCUUAAACCACAGCGG